AUACUAGAGACCGCCCUGAUUUUCCAAACCCCACUGUAUGUCCCGAAUGGCAAAAAAAUUCCAGACAAUAACAAAGGCAGAUCUGACCCAGUUUCCAGUAGCCAACAGCCCCUAAGAUUUUCAGUGGGCGCCCCUCUUCCUUUGUCUUAAACUCUCAACUCUCUCCCUUUUGACAUUUCAAAACAAAACCCCCUUCACAUUUUUUUUUUCUUCCCAAAAACCCACAGUCUUCUUCUUCUUCUUCUUCUUCUUCCUCUCUCUCUAUUCCACAAUCAAUUCUCCCCCAAAUCAAAAAACCCUAGAUUUCAUUUCUCUCCCCCAUGGAUUCCCGCCUCCUUCUCGCUCUUUCCCUCUGCUUCUUCUUCCUCCUCCCUCACGUCUCCCAUUCCAGAGCUCGAGUCAAGAACCUGAUCGACCUCAAGCAAACUGUGGGAUCCGUGAUCAGAAUGAAGAGAGGUCCUUCUUCUUCUACAUUUGACCCGACUCACGUCUCUCAGCUCUCAUGGAAACCCAGGGCAUUUUUGUACAAGGGUUUUCUUACUGAGGAGGAGUGUGAUCAUCUGGUCAAUCUGGCCAAGAAUAAGCUGGAGGUGUCGAUGGUGGCUGAUAAUGAGUCUGGUAAGAGUAUAAAGAGUGAAGUGCGGACGAGCUCUGGAAUGUUCCUUGCGAAAGCUCAGGAUGAAGUAGUUGCCAACAUUGAGACUAAGAUUGCUGCAUGGACCUUCCUUCCAAUUGAGAAUGGGGAGGCAAUGCAGAUACUGCAUUAUGAAAACGGUCAAAAGUAUGAGCCACAUUACGACUAUUUUCAUGACAAAGCUAAUCAAGAAUUAGGUGGCCACCGUGUUGCCACUGUAUUGAUGUAUCUCUCUAAUGUUGAAAAGGGUGGUGAAACAGUCUUUCCCCAAGCACAGGUGAAAACGGUUGAAGCCAAGGACGAGGUCUUGUCUGAUUGUGCUAAAAAUGGCUAUUCUGUGAAACCGUUCAAAGGUGAUGCCUUGCUGUUCUUCAGUCUUCUUCCUAAUGCAACAACCGAUCCAAACAGUUUGCAUGGGAGCUGCCCUGUCAUUGAGGGUGAGAAAUGGUCUGCAACCAAGUGGAUUCAUGUGAGAUCCUUCGAAAAGUCAUUGAAGAAGGCACUUAGCGGGGAGUGUACGGAUGAGAAUGUAAACUGCGCCACAUGGGCUAAAGCCGGUGAGUGCGAAAAGAAUCCUACAUACAUGGUGGGUUCAGCGGAUCUUCCUGGGUUUUGUAGGAAGAGUUGCAAGGUCUGUUCAUCUUAGGGAAGUUAUGUUCCUUCUAUACGGAGAGCGAGCGAUCGUUAUUUAGUUGUAUAUAACAUUGAGCUCUGCCCCAGAUGAACUUUCCUAGCACAUUCAUAAUGUUCUUGCACAGCUUACUAUUACAAAAAUGAACGUGUAGGUCUCAAAAUACCUCUCAACCCUCUCCAGUGAUUCUGUUUUGACAUGUCUACUUUUCAUCAAAUAUUAUCUAUAAUUUAUGGUUAUGAUUUUUAUACGAGGCAACGGUCAUGAUAUUUUCCUUUCUCUUUUCUACGAUACUCACAACUGUAAUGAAAUAUGAAUUCUGA
Molecule: messenger RNA, 1588 nt
Organism: Fragaria vesca subsp. vesca
Lineage: Eukaryota; Viridiplantae; Streptophyta; Magnoliopsida; Rosales; Rosaceae
Product: prolyl 4-hydroxylase subunit alpha-1-like
Exons: 8
Coding region: 321-1280 (319 amino acids)
Biological process (GO): peptidyl-proline hydroxylation to 4-hydroxy-L-proline
Cellular component (GO): endoplasmic reticulum
Molecular function (GO): L-ascorbic acid binding; procollagen-proline 4-dioxygenase activity; iron ion binding
Source: RefSeq, a predicted model, not a curated record